AUGUCUGCCCCCAUUCCUACAUCCCAGCCUGGAUCCCACCUUCCUGCAUCCACAACCCAGAGCUCUAUGAAGCAGUUCCUGCAGAAGUCUCUAACUCCAGCAAGACAGAGCGCAAUCGAUGAGGAGCUUGCCAAGAUGGUGGCACAUGAUUUCCAGCCCUUUUCCAUUGUAGAGGAUGUCGGAUUUAGGAGUUACUGCCAUGCCCUCAAUCCCAUGUAUGCCCUCCCCAGCCGAAAAACCCUGUCACAGAAAAUAAUCCCAGGCCUGUAUGAUGCAGCACGGGCCUCCCUGCAAGAAAGGGCGAAGAGAGCCUCAGCUGUAUGCUUGACCACUGACUGCUGGACAUCCCGCGCCACCACAUCAUUUAUGUCUGUCACCUGCCAUUUCAUUGAAAACUACAGUAUGGUGUCAUCUCUGCUGGACUGUUUGGAGUUUAGUGACAGGCACACAUCCGGAAACCUGGCAGAAGAGCUCCUCCGAGCGGCAAGAGAGUGGGGGGUGGAAAACAAAGUUGUGUGUUGUGUCACAGACAAUGCAGCCAACAUUACAAGAGCCAUCCAGCUGUUAAAAUGGACACACCAUCCAUGCCUGGCACACACCAUUAAUCUAUUUGUGAGAAAUGCUCUGAGGGCUAUGAAGCCCACUGUGGACAAAGUGAAGGCAAUAGUGGAAUUUUUCCACCGAAGCACAGCAGCCACCCAAAAACUUAAAUCCACCCAGCGGCAGAUGUCUAUGGCAGAGCUUAAGCUCAAACAGGAGUGUGUCACCCGCUGGAAUUGUACGUUCCAUAUGAUCCAGCGAAUGCUUGAAUCAAAGGAUGCGGUUAUCGCAACAUUGGCAGUGAUCAAUGCACCUGUGGCUCCUCUCAGCCAAGAGGAGUGGGAGGCUCUGCAAGAGGCCUGCAGUGUCCUGGAGCCCUUGGACCGAGUCACAGUGGAGGUCAGCGCAGAGAGGGGUCUUCAGAGAGUGACAGCAGAGCACCAGAGCAGAGUAACCACAGAGAGCGUGAAGGAGUUGGUGAAUUCUCUCUGUUCAAGCAUGGACACAAAAUUCCACCGGAUGGAGCACAACACAGUUCUGUCCGAAACCACCAUCCUCGACCCCCGUUUCAAAAAGGUGGCCUUUAAUGACAACCGAGCAGUCGACGGAGCCCUCCAAAGAAUAACUACAGCAGCAUCAAGGUAUCGGCAGUCAUCUCACCUGCAAGGGGGUCAUGGAGGAGAGGAGGGAGCAGCAGCACGUGAGCUGGAGGAGCCCCAAGCAUCGGCUGUUUGGAGGUUUUUUGAGGAGCGGGCAAGCGGAGACACUGCAACCAGGAAUCCUACAGCUGAUGCUAUUCUGGAAGUGAGGUCCUACCUUGAGGAGCCUCUUUUCCAGCGCGGUGCCGACCCACUGAGCUGGUGGGAGACAAAGGCACUGAUCUAUCCACUUCUCUCUCACGUGAUGGCAGGUAGACUGUGCAUAGUGGCAACAUCCGUCCCCUCAGAGAGGAUCUUCUCUAAAACUGGACAGAUCAUAACUGAGAGAAGGAACAGGAUCAGCCCUGCCAAGCUUAGACACCUGGUGUUUCUCAACGCCAAUCUGUAA
Messenger RNA from Xiphophorus maculatus (southern platyfish), 1587 nucleotides. Its product is annotated as zinc finger BED domain-containing protein 1-like. The record is from RefSeq and is a predicted model, not a curated record. Lineage: Eukaryota; Metazoa; Chordata; Actinopteri; Cyprinodontiformes; Poeciliidae. The transcript has 2 exons. Gene Ontology annotation, molecular function: protein dimerization activity. The coding region runs from base 1 to 1587 and encodes 528 amino acids.